AGGGGAGGGGAGAACCAGUGCCCCCCCUCCCCUUCCUUUCCUAGACAUUGGGAAAAUACCUUCUAUUACUUCCUCAAGAUGGCGGACCCCAUCAUGGAUCUGUUUGAUGACCCAAAUUUAUUUGGGCUGGACUCUCUGACUGAUGAUAGCUUUAACCAGGUUACUCAAGAUCCUAUUGAGGAAGCCCUUGGACUGCCAAGUUCUCUGGACUCCUUGGAUCAAAUGAACCAGGAUGGUGGAGGUGGUGAUGUGGGGAGUUCAUCAGCAAGUGGCCUGGUCCCUCCACCAGAGGAAACAGCCCCCACAGAACUUCCCAAAGAAUCUACAGCUCCAGCUCCAGAAUCCUUAACCUUGCAUGAUUAUACCACUCAGCCCACCAGCCAGGAACAGCCAGCCCAACCUGUCUUACAGACAUCUACGCCAACAUCAGGACUUCUGCAGGUCUCCAAGAGCCCGGAGAUCCUGAGCCAAGGGAAUCCUUUCAUGGGUGUCUCUGCCACAGCUAUCCCCUCCAGUAAUCAUGGGGGACAACCACCUCAGUCAGCCCCUAAGAUUGUUAUCCUUAAGGCCCCACCAAGUUCCUCAGUCACUGGUGCCCAUGUGGCACAAAUUCAGGCUCAAGGUAUCACCAGCACAGCUCAGCCCCUGGUGGCUGGCACAGCCAAUGGUGGAAAAGUCACUUUUACCAAAGUGCUAACUGGCACACCCCUUCGACCAGGUGUUUCCAUUGUCUCUGGUAAUACAGUGUUGGCCGCCAAGGUCCCUGGGAACCAGGCUGCUGUUCAGCGCAUUGUCCAGCCCAGCCGACCAGUAAAGCAGCUGGUCCUCCAGCCAGUUAAGGGUUCAGCUCCUGCUGGAAACCCUGGGGCCGCAGGGCCCCCACUGAAGCCUGCAGUUACACUGACCUCUACACCUACUCAGGGUGAAUCAAAACGCAUCACCCUGGUCCUCCAGCAGCCACAGUCUGGAGGUCCCCAAGGACAUCGACAUGUUGUGUUAGGGAGUCUACCAGGCAAGAUAGUAUUACAGGGCAACCAGCUGGCAGCCCUGACUCAAGCCAAGAAUGCCCAGGGACAGCCUGCCAAAGUUGUGACUAUCCAGCUGCAGGUGCAACAGCCACAGCAAAAAAUCCAGAUUGUACCACAGCCUCCAUCAUCACAGCCUCAGCCCCAGCAAUCACCCUCAACCCAGCCAUUGACUCUCUCUUCUGUGCAGCAGGCUCAGAUAAUGGGACCAGGACAAAGCCCAGGACAGAGACUCUCAGUACCACUCAAGAUGGUAUUGCAGCCACAGGCUGGCUCUUCCCAAGGAGCUUCUUCUGGCCUUUCUGUAGUUAAAGUUUUAAGUGCCAGUGAAAUGGCAGCUCUGUCAUCGCCAGCAAGCUCUGUUCCACAUACGGGAGGAAAAACAGGAAUGGAGGAAAACCGAAGACUGGAGCACCAGAAGAAGCAAGAAAAAGCAAAUCGGAUUGUAGCAGAGGCCAUAGCUAGGGCCCGAGCCCGGGGUGAGCAGAACAUACCUCGCGUCCUCAAUGAGGAUGAACUGCCUAGUGUUCGACCAGAGGAGGAAGGUGAAAAGAAACGCAGGAAGAAGAACAGUGGGGAGAGGCUGAAGGAAGAAAAGCCAAAGAAGAGUAAAACCUCUGGUUCUUCUAAAACUAAAGGCAAGAGUAAGCUAAACACUAUCACUCCUGUAGUGGGUAAGAAGAGAAAGCGUAAUACUUCAUCUGAUAAUUCAGAUGUGGAAGUCAUGCCUGCACAGUCACCCCGGGAGGAUGAAGAAAGCAGCAUUCAGAAGAGACGCUCAAACCGCCAAGUGAAGCGAAAAAAAUAUACAGAGGACCUGGAUAUAAAGAUUACAGAUGAUGAAGAGGAAGAAGAGGUAGAUGUAACUGGUCCAAUAAAACCUGAGCCUAUCCUUCCUGAACCAGUACAAGAACCAGAUGGUGAGACUUUGCCUUCCAUGCAGUUUUUUGUGGAGAAUCCCAGUGAAGAAGAUGCGGCUAUUGUGGACAAAGUGCUUUCUAUGCGGGUUGUGAAGAAGGAGCUUCCUUCUGGACAGUAUACCGAAGCAGAAGAAUUCUUUGUCAAGUAUAAGAACUAUUCCUAUCUGCACUGUGAAUGGGCUACUAUCUCUCAACUAGAGAAGGAUAAAAGAAUCCAUCAAAAACUAAAGCGCUUCAAAACCAAAAUGGCUCAGAUGAGACACUUCUUCCAUGAGGAUGAAGAGCCCUUUAAUCCAGACUAUGUAGAGGUGGAUAGGAUAUUGGAUGAGUCUCACAGCAUAGACAAGGAUAAUGGUGAGCCUGUAAUUUACUACCUGGUGAAAUGGUGCUCUCUGCCCUAUGAGGAUAGUACAUGGGAGCUGAAGGAGGAUGUUGAUGAGGGAAAAAUUCGAGAAUUUAAACGCAUCCAGUCCAGACACCCAGAACUCAAAAGGGUGAAUCGUCCACAGGCAAAUGCCUGGAAGAAGUUGGAGCUGUCACAUGAAUAUAAAAACAGGAACCAGUUACGGGAAUAUCAAUUGGAAGGGGUCAAUUGGCUCCUCUUUAAUUGGUAUAACAGGCAGAACUGCAUUCUGGCUGAUGAGAUGGGAUUGGGAAAAACUAUUCAGUCCAUUGCCUUCUUGCAGGAGGUAUAUAAUGUGGGCAUCCAUGGCCCCUUCUUGGUCAUUGCUCCACUAUCCACAAUUACCAACUGGGAACGAGAAUUCAAUACAUGGACAGAGAUGAACACUAUUGUAUACCAUGGCAGCCUGGCUAGCCGGCAGAUGAUUCAGCAAUAUGAAAUGUACUGCAAAGAUUCAAGGGGGCGCCUCAUCCCAGGUGCUUACAAAUUUGAUGCCUUGAUUACGACUUUUGAGAUGAUUUUGUCAGACUGUCCAGAACUUCGUGAAAUUGAAUGGCGUUGUGUCAUCAUUGAUGAGGCCCAUCGGUUAAAAAACCGUAAUUGCAAGCUGCUUGAUAGUCUAAAGCACAUGGACCUGGAGCACAAAGUGUUACUCACGGGAACACCAUUGCAAAAUACUGUGGAGGAAUUGUUUAGCUUGCUUCAUUUCUUGGAACCUUCACAGUUUCCUUCAGAAUCAGAAUUCCUCAAGGAUUUUGGGGAUCUUAAGACAGAGGAACAGGUUCAAAAACUACAGGCCAUUCUCAAGCCAAUGAUGCUGAGAAGACUUAAAGAGGAUGUUGAAAAAAACUUGGCUCCUAAACAGGAAACUAUUAUUGAAGUAGAGCUAACUAACAUCCAGAAGAAAUACUAUCGGGCUAUUUUGGAAAAGAAUUUCUCCUUCCUUUCCAAAGGAGCCGGUCAUACUAACAUGCCUAAUCUACUCAACACAAUGAUGGAGCUGCGCAAGUGCUGUAACCACCCAUAUCUCAUCAAUGGUGCAGAAGAAAAAAUCCUAACAGAGUUUCGGGAAGCUUGCCACAUUAUACCUCAUGACUUUCACCUGCAGGCCAUGGUUCGCUCUGCUGGCAAAUUGGUUCUUAUUGACAAGUUACUUCCAAAGCUUAAAGCUGGUGGCCAUAAAGUUCUAAUCUUUUCCCAGAUGGUACGCUGUCUAGAUAUCCUAGAAGACUAUCUAAUCCAGAGGAGGUACUUGUAUGAACGCAUAGAUGGUCGAGUUAGAGGAAACCUUCGACAGGCUGCUAUUGAUCGCUUUAGUAAGCCUGACUCUGACCGCUUUGUCUUCUUGCUGUGUACCCGAGCUGGUGGACUUGGAAUUAACCUUACAGCUGCUGAUACCUGCAUCAUCUUUGAUUCAGAUUGGAAUCCACAAAAUGACUUGCAGGCCCAGGCACGGUGUCAUCGAAUUGGACAGAGCAAAGCUGUGAAGGUGUACCGACUCAUCACUCGUAAUUCCUAUGAGAGAGAAAUGUUUGAUAAGGCUAGCCUCAAGUUGGGAUUGGAUAAGGCUGUGCUUCAGUCCAUGAGUGGUCGGGAUGGCAACAUCACUGGUAUCCAGCAGUUCUCCAAAAAAGAGAUUGAAGAUCUCUUAAGAAAAGGGGCUUAUGCAGCCAUAAUGGAGGAAGAUGAUGAGGGCUCCAAGUUUUGUGAAGAGGACAUAGACCAGAUCUUGUUAAGACGAACUACAACCAUCACUAUUGAAUCUGAAGGAAAAGGCUCUACCUUUGCCAAGGCAAGCUUUGUUGCUUCUGAAAAUAGAACAGAUAUUUCUCUAGAUGAUCCCAAUUUUUGGCAAAAAUGGGCCAAAAAGGCUGACCUAGACAUGGACCUGCUUAAUAGCAAGAAUAAUUUGGUGAUUGACACACCUAGAGUACGGAAACAGACCCGCCACUUCAGCACUCUGAAAGAUGAUGACUUGGUUGAAUUCUCUGAUUUAGAAAGUGAGGAUGAUGAGAGGCCACGCUCCCGAAGACAUGAUCGUCAUCAUGCUUAUGGGCGCACAGACUGCUUUCGGGUGGAAAAGCAUCUCCUAGUAUAUGGUUGGGGACGAUGGCGAGAUAUUUUAUCCCAUGGACGUUUUAAGCGGCGGAUGACUGAACGAGAUGUGGAGACAAUAUGUCGUGCCAUCCUUGUAUAUUGCUUGCUACACUACCGUGGAGAUGAAAAUAUCAAAGGCUUCAUUUGGGAUUUGAUUAGCCCUGCUGAAAAUGGCAAGACAAAAGAAUUGCAGAAUCAUUCAGGUCUGUCAAUCCCUGUGCCCCGUGGACGCAAGGGCAAAAAAGUUAAGUCACAAAGUACUUUUGACAUCCAUAAGGCAGAUUGGAUCCGGAAAUAUAAUCCUGAUACUCUUUUCCAAGAUGAGAGUUAUAAGAAGCAUUUGAAACAUCAAUGUAACAAGGUACUGUUGAGAGUACGAAUGCUGUAUUACCUAAGGCAAGAGGUUAUUGGAGACCAGGCAGAGAAGGUAUUAGGUGGUGCCAUUGCCAGUGAGAUUGACAUAUGGUUCCCAGUUGUGGAUCAGCUGGAAGUUCCAACAACCUGGUGGGACAGUGAGGCUGAUAAGUCUCUUCUCAUUGGAGUCUUCAAGCAUGGUAGGGUUGACUUUGAUAAGGACUGUGAAGAUCCUGAAUAUAAACCACUCCAAGGGCCCCCAAAAGAUCAAGAUGAUGAGGGUGAUCCCUUGAUGAUGAUGGAUGAGGAGAUCUCAGUGAUUGAUGGAGAUGAAGCCCAGGUGACUCAACAACCAGGGCAUCUAUUCUGGCCUCCAGGAUCUGCCUUAACAGCUCGGCUUCGCCGCCUAGUAACAGCCUAUCAGCGCAGCUACAAGAAAGAACAAAUGAAGAUAGAGGCUGCAGAACGUGGGGACCGACGGCGACGGCGUUGUGAAGCAGCCUUCAAGUUAAAAGAAAUUGCACGGCGGGAAAAACAACAACGAUGGACUAGGCGUGAACAAACUGACUUCUAUCGAGUAGUGUCUACCUUUGGUGUGGAAUAUGACCCUGACAACAUGCAGUUCCAUUGGGAUCGGUUCCGUACUUUUGCUCGACUAGAUAAAAAGACAGAUGAAAGCCUAACCAAGUAUUUCCAUGGAUUUGUAGCCAUGUGCCGACAAGUGUGCCGCCUUCCUCCAGCAGCUGGAGAUGAACCCCCAGACCCUAACCUGUUCAUUGAGCCCAUCACUGAGGAAAGGGCCUCAAGGACUCUCUACCGCAUUGAAUUGCUUCGGCGUUUACGGGAACAAGUUUUAUGCCACCCACUUUUGGAAGAUAGGCUGGCAUUAUGUCAGCCUCCAGGUCCAGAAUUGCCCAAAUGGUGGGAGCCUGCUCGUCAUGAUGGGGAGCUUCUACGAGGGGCAGCUCGCCAUGGGGUGAGCCAAACAGACUGUAACAUCAUGCAGGACCCAGACUUCUCUUUUCUGGCUGCUCGUAUGAAUUAUAUGCAGAACCAUCAGGCAGGAGCACCAGCUACAUCCUUAUCUCGCUGCUCCACUCCACUGCUACACCAGCAGUAUACCUCGCGCACUGCCUCACCAUUGCCCCUGCGCCCAGAUGCUCCUGUUGAAAAGUCACCUGAGGAGACAGCUGUCCAAGUCCCCAAUUUGGAGAGUCUGACUUUAAAGCUAGAGCAUGAGGUGGUGGCCAGGAGCCGACCAACCCCUCAAGACUAUGAAAUGCGUGUAGCCCCCUCUGAUCCUACCCCUCUGGUGUCCCGGAGUGUUCCACCAGUCAAACUGGAAGAUGAGGAUGAUUCAGACUCUGAGCUGGACUUGAGCAAGCUGUCACCAUCAUCCUCUUCUUCCUCAUCCUCAUCCAGCUCCAGCUCCAGCACUGAUGAGAGUGAGGACGAGAAAGAAGAGAAGUUAACUGCUGACCGAUCCUGCCCAAAGUUCUAUGAUGAAGAAAGUCUAUUGUCCCUCACUAUGUCUCAAGAUGGAUUCCCAAAUGAAGAUGGAGAACAAAUGACUCCUGAACUGCUGCUACUGCAGGAAAGACAAAGAGCCUCUGAAUGGCCCAAGGAUCGUGUCCUGAUAAACCGAAUUGACCUCGUCUGUCAGGCUGUACUCUCAGGGAAAUGGCCUUCUAGCCGAAAGACCCAGGAAAUGAUAACAGGAGGAAUUUUGGGGCCUGGCAACCAUUUAAUAGACAGCCCCUCUUUGACCCCAGGAGAAUAUGGUGACUCUCCAGUUCCUACACCACGAAGCAGCAGUGCAGCUUCCAUGGCAGAGGAGGAGGCUUCUGCAGUCACCACAGCAGCAGCCCAGUUUACCAAACUGCGCAGAGGCAUGGAUGAGAAGGAGUUUACAGUUCAGAUCAAAGAUGUAAGCGCAGUAUGCAGGCCCUGGGACGUGGAUAAGGAGACUGUAGUUCUUCCCUGCCCCACUCCCCCCCCAGUGUACAGUGCCAUAUUUAUUUUAUGUAAAUCAGUGAUGGUAAACUGUGAACAACCGUCACUAGGCAAGUGCAUUGAUUUAUUGACAGUCUUAGAUCUUUUACUAACAAAGAAGUCUGUUGGCUUGUUUCCCCCCCCCACACACACACACACUUGUUCUUUACUAUCUUUUAUUCCUGUCUCCCAGGGUCACUAUGCUGAAACUGCUUUCAACCGAGUUUUGCCAGGGCCUAUUGCACCGGAGAGCAGCAAGAAGCGGGCUCGUAGGACACGACCAGACCUUUCUAAGAUGAUGGCCCUGAUGCAGGGUGGAAGCACUGGGUCCCUAUCUCUGCAUAAUACCUUCCAGCACAGCAGCAGUGGCUUACAGUCUGUGUCUCCUCUGGGUCACAGCAGUGCCACUUCUGCAUCUUUGCCUUUUAUGCCGUUUGUGAUGGGCGGUACAGCAUCAUCCCCCCAUGUAGACUCCAGCACCAUGCUUCAUCACCACCACCACCACCACCACCACCCCCAUCCCCACCAUCACCACCAUCACCAUCCAGGUUUGAGAGCCACUGGCUACCCAUCUUCACCAGUAACUACCACCUCUGGUACUGCCUUUCGGUUACCACCACUACAACCUGAAGAAGAGGAUGAGGAUGAGGAUGAAGAUGAUGAUGAUUUAUCUCAGGGCUAUGAUAGCUCAGAAAGAGACUUUUCACUCAUUGAUGAUCCUAUGAUGCCAGCCAACUCAGACUCCAGUGAAGAUGCUGAUGACUGAAGCCCCAGCAUAGUCCCCCUUGCUUGAGUGGCUGCUGAAUUUUCACUUACUCUGGCCCUUGGACUACAGAAAAGCGGGAGGGGCAGGGGAGAUA
Messenger RNA from Dipodomys ordii (Ord's kangaroo rat), 7651 nucleotides. RefSeq names its product chromodomain helicase DNA binding protein 8 (gene Chd8). The coding region runs from base 79 to 7557 and encodes 2492 amino acids. Gene Ontology annotation, molecular function: ATP-dependent chromatin remodeler activity; ATP binding. NCBI's taxonomy places the organism in Eukaryota, Metazoa, Chordata, Mammalia, Rodentia, Heteromyidae. Gene Ontology annotation, biological process: chromatin remodeling. The record is from RefSeq and is a predicted model, not a curated record. The transcript is spliced from 35 exons.